This is a messenger RNA of Fusarium oxysporum Fo47, 1256 nucleotides long. RefSeq lists its product as uncharacterized. Bases 260 to 1231 code for a protein of 323 amino acids. The transcript has 3 exons. The record is from RefSeq and is a predicted model, not a curated record. Lineage: Eukaryota; Fungi; Ascomycota; Sordariomycetes; Hypocreales; Nectriaceae.
CGUCGGGGCCCACAUUACCUCGACUUGACCCUGAACUUGGCCAUGUACUUUCUACGAUGCGAGCUAAUAUCAGAGUUUCGACAUCGACCCAGCCUCAAUGAUAAUAUCGAUAGCCCUGUGUAUAGACAGGGGUGACAAAUGCCAUUCAGAAGCAAUAAAUAGAAUGGAUAUAUAAGUCCUCGAUGCCCUUCUCCUCGAACCAUGAACUCAUCAUCAUUAUCGCUGUCUAAUAGCCUCAAUAUCAAGCUCAUCUUAGAGAAUGACUGUUCGAACACAACUUUUUCCUCCGUCUCCUACCUUCACAGAAUCUUCCCUACCCUCCUUGAACUUCAGGGUAUACAUCAUCACGGGCGCAACAUCUGGUGUUGGUCUGGAACUGGCUAAGAUUCUCUAUUCCCGCUCAGCGAUCGUUUACAUAGCUGCACGUAACUAUUCCAAGAUCACGUCGGCCAUAAAAGAGGUGCAGUCAGCGUUUCCUGAUUCAACAGGACGUCUUGAGUCGCUAUGUGUUGACCUUUCCGACCUCGCAAGUAUCAAGCCUGCAGCUCAGCAAUUUCUCGCUAAAGAAAUAAGACUCGAUGGUCUAGUGCUCAAUGCUGGUGUCAUGAUGCCUCCUGAGGGUAGCAAGACCGAGCAGGGGCAUGAGUUGCAGAUGGGAACAAACUGUUUGGGCGGUUAUCUACUGUCGCGACUUCUCGAGGAGCUUCUGGUGAAGACCACGAUUGUCGCAGACGAGGGAACUGUUCGAGUUGUAUGGCUUGCAAGUACUCUUCAGAUGGGCACGCCCAAGGGGGGCCUUGUCUGGAAUGAGGUAAAGAAGGAGCCGAAACUGGUCAAAGACCAGAUGGAGAACUAUAUGAUGAGCAAGGCCGGUAAUCUUCUCUUGGCCCACGAGACUUCUCAGCGAUUGGGAUCGCAAGGAAUUAUAUCAGUGGCUGUCAACCCAGGGUUCUUGAAGACGGAGCUUCAGCGCCAUAUGCCCGGACCUGUGUCUUUCAUGAUGGGCCUCAUGUUUAAAGCGCCCAAGUAUGGAGCUUAUAGUGAGCUGUUCGGACUGCUGUCACCAGAUAUCACCGCCGAUAAUAACGGAGUCUUGAUCUACCCUUGGGGUCGCAUCGGAUGCAUCCCAGAUGACAUCAAGGUGUCUUUGAAGAAUGGACAAGAGGGGGGUACUGGCCUCUCAAAAGCUUUCGCUGACUGGUGUGAGAGAGAAGCUCGUCAGUACAAGUAGUUGGUAGGCCAGCAAGAAGUAUUUG